UGAAAGCGGCCUCAUUGGAGAUCUUCAUUUUUCAAAAGACUGCUGCGUCUCCUCUUUCUCCUUCACACCAAAAUCUUCUCAUCGAAUCAGAUCAGCCAUGGAGGACGAGAUUGAACUGAAAACUGCCCCUGCUGAUUUCCGGUUCCCUACAACGAACCAGACAAGGCACUGUUUCACCCGUUACAUUGAGUUUCACAGGUGCACAACUGCAAAGGGUGAGGACUCCAAUGACUGCGAGAGGUUUGCCAAGUACUACCGCGCUCUCUGCCCUGGGGAAUGGGUUGACAAGUGGAACGAGCAGAGGGAGACCGGAACUUUCCCUGGUCCUCUCUGAUUCAAGCAAUAAGUCUCUCUUUUUAUCAUUUUAUGCUUAAGGCCAGAAGAAGGUCGUGUGGAUUUGUUCACACCCAACUCUAUCUUCCGUUUUGAACAUUUUUUCUGGAUGAUCAAAUACAAAUAAAUUGGAAAUGUUAUGAAAUAACUUAUAAUUUAUAGUAUCGAGAAAUUUAAA
Molecule: messenger RNA, 511 nt
Organism: Brassica oleracea var. oleracea
Lineage: Eukaryota; Viridiplantae; Streptophyta; Magnoliopsida; Brassicales; Brassicaceae
Product: cytochrome c oxidase subunit 6b-3
Exons: 4
Coding region: 98-334 (78 amino acids)
Cellular component (GO): respiratory chain complex IV; mitochondrion
Source: RefSeq, a predicted model, not a curated record